AUGAAUGGCGAGAUGAUUGAGAAUGCCAUAAGAAGUGGGAAGAUAGAUGCCGGAGAAAGUAACAAAAGUUCAGCCUCAAGGAAAAAAGAAAACGAGGUGGACAACACGAGUACAUACAACAAAGGUUACUCAAAAUCGAUCACAGUAAAUCAACCAGGAAAGGGGGUUGCCAAUCUGCAAGGUUCAUCAAGGUUCAUCAAUAUAGGUAUUGUCAAAUUUGAUGAUUCAUCCACUAUUGAAAAUCUGCUACCCAAUCAUGCUGUUAAUGGGAUAAACGUGAUGAGUGAAGCCAUGGGGAGAAGAAUUAAGGCCGACAUUGCAAAAGUAAACACUCCUCUAAGAAGGGUUUGGAAGGAGAUGAUCAAAAGGGGAUUAAUUGUUUCAGAUUUAGAGAAAAUAUGUGAAAAUACGAGGAAUUAUUGUGAGUUCCACCAUGAGGAAGGGCACGAAAUCCAAGAGUGUAAAGAAUUCAAAGUCCUAGUUCAAGGCAUGAUGGAUGAGAAGGAAGUGGAAUUCUAUGAAGAAGUGAAGGAGGAAGGAAGUAUUUGUGCAUCCAAGUCUACGAUGAAGGUUUUGGUGGUAAAUCAUCCCGUGGUUAUCAUUUCAAGACCAAAAAAUAAUUAUGCUGGAGUACUAGUAGCACCAAAAAUCACAAUUCAAAAACCCGUAACCUUCCUAUACAAGGAUAGCAAGAAGGUCUCGUGGAACUAUGAGUGUAAUGUAACCAUCCCGGGAAGGGAGACUUCAGCAAGUGCUUCAAAAGAAGAUCAGGGUAUAGGUUCUCAUACAUGUAGUGGGAAACAUUACGACAUGAUAAGUCCCGAAAUAGAAGUUAUAAAAGGGCAGGCAAUGAUAGAACAAAAGAAAGGGGAAGUAGUCGAGCCCGUUAACGAGCCAUUGCAUAAACAUCCAGCUCGCAUAUCCAUGCUAGCUUUGCUCUUGAGUUCAGAGGUACAUCGAAGCGCGUUGCUGAAAGUGUUGAAUGAAAUAUAUGUCGCCAAUGAUAUCUCUAUCAAUAAACUAGAUCGGUUGGUCAGCAAUAUAAGUGUUGAUAACUUCAUCUUCUUCAAUGAUGAUGAAAUACCACUUGGAAGUAUGGGGUCUACUAAAGCUUGCACAUUACUACCCGAUGCAAAGGGUACAGCUUACCUGGGGUUGCCAGUGGAUAGCUCGCGUAUGAAGUCGUGCCAGAAUAUAGUAAGAGCAUUUGAUGGCACUGAAAGGAGGGUUAUGGGAAUAAUUGAAAUACCAUUAUUAAUAGGUCCAACUAUCUAUGAGGUAGACUUCCUUGUAAGGGACAUCAGGCCUUCCUACAAUUGUUUGUUAGGAAGACCAUGGAUACAUUCGGCAGGGGUCGUACCUUCAUCAUUAUAUCAAAAGCUGAAGCUGAUAUCAGAGGGUCAAUUGGUGACAAUAAAUGCCGAGGAGGAUAUUAUAGCGGUCGUAACCAGUGAUGCGCCAUACUUAGAGACAAAUGAUGAGGAAGUUGAAUGUUAUUUUCGGUCUUUGGAGUUUGUGAAUGCAAUAUUUAUUACUGAGGGGAGCAGGAUUCUGGUGCCAAAAAUGUCCAAGGCUACAAUAAUGGGUCUACAGUUGAUGGUGGGAGGAGGAGCCUUAUUGGGAAAAGGACUAGGUAGAAAUAUUCAUGGAAGAGUUGAGGCUCCAAUGCUAAAGGACAAGUAUGACCAUUUUGGAUUAGGGUACAAGCCAAAUACAAGACAAAGAAGGAAGGAGUUAGAGAAGAGGCAAGAAAGAAGAAGGGCACGCAUGAGUGGGGAGGAAAUCAAGUGGGAACCAAUGAUAUUCCCCCGUAUAUCUAAAAAUUUUGUGUUAGGAGGGAUUAUUCACCCCGAGCGAAAGACACUAAUGGGAGAAAGUAUUGACGGAAUGUUGGGAAACGUUCAUAUCAAUGCCAUUCAUGAAGAAAGAACUGAAGGAGGGACCUUGUUAGAUAUCCGCCCUUAUGAACCUUGGAGCGUGCUGAGCAAUUGGACUGCUGAAGAAAUCCCUGUAGUAUUUAGAGCUUACUUCGAGUAA
This is a messenger RNA of Gossypium raimondii (Peruvian cotton), 2037 nucleotides long. RefSeq lists its product as uncharacterized. The record is from RefSeq and is a predicted model, not a curated record. NCBI's taxonomy places the organism in Eukaryota, Viridiplantae, Streptophyta, Magnoliopsida, Malvales, Malvaceae. The coding region runs from base 1 to 2037 and encodes 678 amino acids. The transcript has 4 exons.